Messenger RNA from Xylaria bambusicola, 402 nucleotides. RefSeq names its product RlpA-like double-psi beta-barrel-protein domain-containing protein-containing protein. The record is from RefSeq and is a predicted model, not a curated record. The coding region runs from base 1 to 402 and encodes 133 amino acids. NCBI's taxonomy places the organism in Eukaryota, Fungi, Ascomycota, Sordariomycetes, Xylariales, Xylariaceae. The transcript has a single exon.
AUGCAGUCCUUCACCAAGAUCGUCAUCGCCGUCGCCGCCGCAGCCGGCCUCGUCUCCGCUGCCCCGGCGACCCAGCUCGAGAACCGCCAGUCCAUGAACGGCGACCUGACGUACUACGCUCCCGGCCUCGGCGCCUGCGGCGUGACCAACGGCGAGGGCGACGCUAUCGUUGCCGUCUCUUGGCAACUAUUCGACCAGUACACGCCCAACGGCAACCCCAACCUCAACUCCCUCUGCGGCCGCCAGAUCCAGAUCAACCUCGGCGGCAAGUCGACCGUCGUCACCGUCGAGGACCGCUGCGCCGGCUGCCAGUACAACGACCUCGACGUCCCCGUCGGCGUCUUCUCGCAGCUCGCCGACCCCAACGCCGGCCGCGUCCAGAUGACCUGGAACUGGCUCUAA